Mirounga angustirostris (Northern elephant seal) is the source of this 9481-nucleotide messenger RNA. RefSeq names its product cell division cycle 14A (gene CDC14A). Gene Ontology annotation, biological process: cilium assembly; protein dephosphorylation; positive regulation of cytokinesis. Gene Ontology annotation, molecular function: protein tyrosine phosphatase activity; protein serine/threonine phosphatase activity; protein tyrosine/serine/threonine phosphatase activity. The coding region runs from base 53 to 1909 and encodes 618 amino acids. The transcript is spliced from 17 exons. Lineage: Eukaryota; Metazoa; Chordata; Mammalia; Carnivora; Phocidae. The record is from RefSeq and is a predicted model, not a curated record. Gene Ontology annotation, cellular component: spindle pole; mitotic spindle; centrosome.
UCCGGCUUCUCUGUCUUUCUGGCGUCCCUGGUUCCCUCUGCAGCUCCCUCGGAUGGCCUCCCCGCCCGGUAAUGGGACAGCGCCGGGCUCGGUCCGGCUUCUGCACGCAGCAUCUGAUCGGUUAUAUUUUGCUACUUUAAGGAAUAGACCAAAAAGCACAGUAAAUACCCACUAUUUCUCCAUCGAUGAGGAGCUGGUCUAUGAAAAUUUUUAUGCAGAUUUUGGACCUCUGAACUUGGCAAUGGUGUACAGAUACUGCUGUAAACUAAACAAGAAACUGAAACCAAAGAAAAUUUUCAAGAAUAUCCCUUUCCUGGGAAAGUUGGAGUCAUACAGUUUAUCAAGAAAGAAAAUAGUGCACUACACCUGUUUUGAUCAGCGGAAAAGAGCAAAUGCGGCAUUUUUGAUAGGUGCUUAUGCUGUAAUCUAUUUAAAGAAGACACCGGAAGAAGCCUACAGAGCACUCCUAUCUGGCUCAAACCCCCCCUAUCUUCCGUUCAGGGAUGCUUCCUUUGGAAAUUGCACUUACAAUCUCACCAUCCUCGACUGUUUGCAGGGAAUCAGAAAGGGAUUACAACAUGGAUUUUUUGACUUUGAGACAUUUGAUGUGGAUGAAUAUGAACAUUAUGAGCGAGUUGAAAAUGGUGACUUCAACUGGAUUGUUCCAGGAAAAUUUUUAGCAUUUAGUGGACCACAUCCAAAAAGCAAAAUUGAAAAUGGCUAUCCUCUUCACGCCCCUGAAGCCUACUUUCCUUAUUUCAAAAAGCACAACGUGACGGCCGUCGUGAGGCUGAACAAAAAGGUUUACGAGGCGAAGCGCUUCACAGACGCGGGCUUCGAGCACUACGACCUGUUCUUCCUCGACGGCAGCACGCCCAGCGACAACAUCGUGCGGAGGUUCCUCAACAUCUGCGAGAACACGGACGGGGCGAUCGCGGUUCACUGCAAAGCUGGUCUUGGAAGAACAGGGACGUUGAUAGCCUGUUAUGUCAUGAAACACUACAGGUUUACACACGCUGAAAUAAUUGCUUGGAUCAGAAUAUGCCGGCCAGGCUCCAUUAUAGGACCCCAGCAGCACUUCCUGGAAGAAAAACAGGCAUCGUUAUGGGUCCAAGGAGACAUUUUCCGAUCCAAGCUGAAAAAUAGACCAUCCAGUGAAGGAAGUAUUAAUAAAAUUCUUUCUAGCUUGGAUGAUAUGUCUAUUGGUGGAAACUUAUCUAAAAUACAAAACGUGGAAAGAUUUGGAGAGAAUAAUUUAGAAGAGGAUGAAGAUGUGGAAAUGAAAAAUAGUAUAACCCAGGGAGACAAACUACGUGCCUUAAAAAGUCAGAGACAGCCACGCUCCUCACCAUCCUGUGCAUUUAGGUUGGAUGAUAUGAAAGGGCACCCACGAGCAGUAUCCCAGCCUUUCAGAUUGACUUCGGCCCCACAAGGAUCUGCAACUACUUUGAAGACCUCGAAAGUGGCUUUGUCCCCUUCAGUGACGGCCAAGAGGAUAAACAGGGGUUCUUUGUCCUCAGGUGCCAGUGUACGAAGCUUUUCCAUAAACUCCCGGCUAGCCAGUUCUCUAGGCAACUUGAACGCUGCGACACAGGAGCCAGAGAACAAAAAGGCCUCCUCGUCCUCUAAGGCGGGUUUCAUAGCCAGCCCGCUCACCAGCCUCUUGAACGGCAGCUCCCAGCCGCCUGCCAGAAAUUACCCUGAGCUCAACAACAACCAGUACAGCCGAAGCAACAGCAGUGGUGGGAGCACCCUGCGCAGCCAGCCGAGCCCCCACAGCGUCCAGACCGAGGAGCACCCCACCCUCCUCCGGCCCUCCUACACCGGCCUCUCUUCUUCCUCAGCGAGAUUCCUGAGCCGUUCAAUCCCCAAAUGUGGCUUUACUAAAAUAAGAGACAAUACAUGUUAACCGAGCUUGCAUCGAUAAAAUUUUGGCGUUCAAAUGAACUGGAAACACAAAUGGUUGGCUGAGUCAAGGAGAGUGUCAACAACAAUCUGUCAUCUAACAAUUGAGCUUUUUGUGAUUGUUGAAAAGCACAGAUUAAGUUCACUCAGAAAAAAAGAAUCUAUUAAAAGUUAGGUAGGAAGGUGGAAGAAUAUUUUCUAUAGCAUUUUAAUUAACUGAAAUUGGCUUGUUAAAUCUUGGGGUCCCUGUAAUGCUUUGAGAACACUAUAGAAAAAUGUUUACACCUCCUUCAAAGCUGAUUUUAUCAAAAAACCUUAGCCUUUUUGUGUUAAUAUGAUGCCAAUAAAACCUUCUCCAGCUGUGUUUCUCUACUAGUGUUACUGGAGAAGUUAUGUUAGCAAAGGCAAAAACUUUCAGUAUUCUGAAACCACAUUUGUGGAAAUGGGAAUCAGUGCACACAUUCUGUGUGCUGGUAACUUACAAGCAAUACAAAAACUGGAAACUCUUUAUCGCAAAGUCCUAAAAGACUCCAGAGUAUAGAGCCAAUUUUAGAUAAACGUAUUAUUCCUCAGUGUUUAUUUUUUCCCCAUUUGUUCAUUAAAAUUCAAUACUGGAGUUAUAUAUAAAAUAGGAUACCAUAUUACCAAACGUAUUUUUUUUCUUUUAAUUAUCUAUGCCAUGAAAACAAACCACUUUUUAAGGUGCUUUUUGCCUCUGUAGUUAGAACUCAAACCAAGGGUAGCUAAGUAGACUGCUUUUUCUUCCUUAAGGGCCUUGGCAAGAUGGGGAAAUGCAGGAGACAAAAAGUCAGUGUGGCAAAAGCACAUGGUGAUUGUGAGUCAGGAUUUUGACUGAGUAGGAAACUAACAUUCCAGGUCAUAAGGCCUUUGGUCUAAGUUAUUUGAACAUUAAGACGUCAUUUCAUUCAUUUGCUGGCAAAGACCUAAAUUUUUCAUUAUUCUUUACAGCUUGCUGUUUUUGAUAGUCAAUGUAUAAUUGUAUUUAUUAACCAUCUUAACAGUAUUUAUAUCUAUAAUUAUUAGACAUUUUUCUACCAUGAUUAGGUAACUGGGCUGUUUAAAAAAGAAACACCUCCAGAAUAGCUAAAUUUUUAAAGUCACUACCUACAUCUGCCAAAACAGAUUAGUAGCAAAUUUCCAGAACAGAACAAAUUGUCUUGAUCUCCUUACCUAACACUUUGUUUUAUGUCAAAUCUAACUGCUUUCAGGGAACAAGACUUCUUGAUAGAAGCUUAUAUUUUGACAUAAAAAUUUUGGGGGCUGCAGGUGUAAAGUAAUUUUAUCCUUAUUUUGCAGGCUGAAUAUUGCUGUAUUAUUAGUUUUAUGGUAUUCACACUAUAAAAACACCAUAUAUUCAUGAUAAACUUGGUCUGGUCUUAGCUCACUAUAACCCUGUUGAACUUACUGGCUCAGGAACUUGAAUAUUCUGUUUGAGAAAUUAUAUAUAUAUAAAUAAGCACUACCUUGUAAAAUAAUAUUUACACCUCAGGUGCCACUUCCUUCGUAACCAUAUCCAUUGUAAUUCUUGAAAUUUUGUAAAAAUUUCAGAUGCAUUAGGUAUUAAUUCUUAUGGUAGUGAUAAACAUUGGCCAAGCAGAAUUAAAACUUUAAUCAGAGUACUUAAGCGUGGGUAUUCUUAUAAGGAAAAAAUUUUUUUAGCAUAUUCCUGAAAAUUACUUUGAUUCAGUCCUAAAAGGAUUUUUCAUUUUAAAAUGUCUGUGUCUCCUUUAUAGUAUAAUAAAUAUUGCUUUCUCUUUUUGUAAUUUAAUAUUUCUUUUCUCACUCAGGAUCAUACCCUGCUUCCAGUUAUUAUUUGUCUGUGUUAGAGUGAUAGACAAUGUCUAGUUGACUAUGCAGUGAUCACAGGACAAAAGCUAGAAGCGUCUUGCGGCCUUAUACGAUGGUGGCUAAGGGUUUGGGCUUUAAGCCACACUGCUGAGCUCCACGACCUUCUCGUUGUGUGACCUUGGGCAAAGUACUUCACCGCUCCGUGCCUCAAUCUCCUCAUCUGUAAAAUGAGUUGCCUGGAGCAUUUAAUGAGUUAAUACAUAUAAAAUGUUUAGAACUGUGCCUGGUAUAUAGUAGUGCUCAAUAAGUAUCUAUCACAGAAUAAUUGACCUCUCCAGUCAUAUAUCUAAUUUAUUAAGAAUUCUGGAUCGUGGUACUUUAAUCUGUUUUCUGAAUAACAAAAUCAAUAGCAAGAAUGAUAUUGUUUGUGGAGUACAAAUACAUUUGCAUCUUUGCUAUUAAAAUUUGGUAAUGCUAAUAAUGGUUAUUAUGUUUUCUGGGAUAUUUAUUAGUAACUUUAGGAUACAGGUAACAGAUGAGCCAGAAGCCCUUGGUACAGCCCCAUCAUGGAAGCAUAUGGAAUCUAAAUGUCACUUUCAUCCCACCUGAUUGCUUCCCCAGUGAAAAGGCCUUGAAAUAUUAGUUAUGGUUUUUUUUGACUAAAUAUGUCUCCUAGUCUUUAACAAUUCUCUUUCUUCCCGAACUCCACUUCCAUUAAGAUUUUUGUUUUAGAUUGAAAAUGAAAGGGAGUUAAUUUGUUACCAAAUGCUGAUGUCAGAAUAAUUUGUUAAGCCCUUUUUACCGAUCUAUUAUUUCCUUUAACGUUCUUUAUACUACAUAAAGAAAUCAUGGAAGAACUUUGGUAUCUUAUUUUAUCCCCCAGUGCCAAUGUAUACUAUUGCUGUUUAAUAAUUAUUUGUUGAAUUAAUUAACCAGCAUGACAGAAGGUCCAUUCUUCAGCCAAAUCAUCUCUUUAUUUGUUUACGGAGGACCCUGGGUGGGUGGCAAAGGAAGGCAGUAGGAUUGUGCUAAACUCUAUCUGUAGGUUGGAUUAAACAGCAGCUAGAGUUUACGACCUCUGCUGUGUGUAAGGAAAGUCUUCUGCCAGAAGGCAAAUAUGAAUAUAUACUUCAUAUGAAUGAUAGACAUCCCUAAAAUUAUUCUAGACUAAUGUUUUCCAUUAGUUUUCCAGGGGCAUCGUGAUUCCAUAAAAUAAAUAAAGAUAAGUACCUACACAUAUUUACCCCCUAUAUAUUGAUGCAUAUUAAAAAUACUUUACCUGGAAGAAAGUUUAGCAAAGGCCACUUGCCUGGUGUCUGUUCAUUUGCUCUAUCUCCGUCUAUUGAGAAUUAUUGGAACUUUAGGAGUGCUUGCAAAAACAACUCUGUUCUAAAUUAACAGCAAUCUGAGGAGCUACAUAAUUUCUGUUAGUGGAAACACGAAUGACUUUUCUAAUUGGAACAAAAGCAAUAUUUAACUAUUCCUAUGAAAGCAUUGGCCAGCAUAUAGCAUGCACGCUUCGCAGUCUUGCCGCUGGGGAGAUCUUCUGGCCCUGCCCUGCCUGCCUACUUGCUAGACUUCAGAAGAAACUGGGGAAAAGCAGCUAGAAGAGUCAUAGUCCAUUUUGAAGCUCUCAUUGUUAGGAUGGCAACUGAUGGGCCUACACGUUAAAUGGACUUCAAGGCAUUAGACCAGUUUCACUGGACUUUCUCAAUCUUACCUCUUAGGCUCUCCGUGAGUUCAGGUACACUUGUAUGAUGGUGCCCUACUUCUUGAUCGCCUCCCCUGUUCUGAAGGCUUAGCAUAAACCACAUUCUGUGGUGAGAAAGUCAACUUGACAACCUUUUUCAUUCUUCCUAACCUUUCCAUUCUCCCUCUUCACAUUUCACCUCUUCUUGGAAACUUGCAGGCUCAGGAACCACUCUUCUCCCUGAGCCUUCCCUUCCCACUCUUUGCCUCAUGCUUUGCUUGUGUACAGUGUUACUCUCACCCUAUGCACAUUAUUGAACGUGGACACCUUUGCCUUUUCACUUUAUGUUUGUGUGACAGUGUGGGCUUUUGCCGUUUGAGGGCAGGCUGGUAACUUUUGGACUCACAGCGUUGAUAGAUACUUAGUAAAUGGCUGUCCAUAGGGUAUAAAAUUCACAGGGAUUGUGAAGCAAUGAGAAUGAACAAAGAGAGUUUGAAUCCUUUUGUGGAUGAUUUGCCCAACAGACAGAUUCUUUUUACUGAUAUGCCUACCCUCAACAAAAUGGACUAGUCUCAGAAUUAAGAAGACCUAUGAAUACCAUGCUGCAGAUCAGUUUGAAAAAGAAUUAUUGGGGGAGGAGAAAAGGACAUUUGGUAGCAAAUCAAGUAAACUUUGUUGUUUAAGGUGUUAGAUUAGAAGAAUUGUGCAAAAGAAUUUGUUAAUGUUCAGACUGAUUUGUGUUCCUUCUUUUUAGUUGUUUUUUGCUACUCAAAAAUAAGUAUCUGGCAAAUUUUUUUGACCUAUCUUUAUCUUUUCCUGGUUAAUAUCUAUUAUCAGUGCAUUCUUUUUUUUUUUUUUUUAAGAUUUUAUUUAUUUAUUUGACAGAGAGAGACACAGUGAGAGAGGGAACAGAAGCAGGGGGAGCGGGAGAGGGAGAAGCAGGCUUCCCACUGAGCAGGGAUCCCGAUGUGGCUCGAUCCCAGGACCCUGGGAUCAUGACCUGAGCCGAAGGCAGACGCUUAACGACUGAGCCACCCAGGCACCCCGAUUAUCAGUGCAUUCUUGAUUACAUAUCCCCAUCAUGUUCCUUUUAUAUGUGAUUAUCUAAUAUGAUGUGGGAGGGAUUUGCAUUGUUUCCUUUUCUCAAAAGCUGCCCACUAUUUAUUAUGUUAUGACUGCAAGAUUCUUCUGCACAAGUACUUUUGGGUCUUAAGCUUACAUUUCAAAGCUGGUAGUGCUCUGUGUCCCCCUAAAUGGAAAGGAUUUGUAAGCUAUUUAUUAAAUUCAAGCAUUCUUAAGGAAUUUAUUUAAAUGACGGCUAAUUCUACUGCUUUAGAAGCACUGUUUGUUAUGCAUUAGAUUCAAUAAAGUAUGUAUAAUCUUAAAGUAUAUUCUAAUAAAUUUCAAUUUAGUUACAGAUGUCGUUUAAUAUUUUUGAGUCAAACUCCGUAUUAUUGCACAAAAGCUUAGAAGUGAGUUUGGUGCCACCUGCCAAUUUGCAAAUAGCACUUAAUUUUUAACUGCUACGAAUAAAUCGUAAGCCUUUUAAAAUACGGUUUUCUUGCAAUCACGUCACAUUAUCGAGUAUCUUAUUCUUAGCAAAUGCUUUGUUUUUUUCAUCCUUUUCUAUCUUCUUCUUAGUUUAUUUCAUUGAUCUUUUAUAUUAUAGACGCAAACUGCCUUGUGUUGAAGGAGGAAGCUGCAGGGUGUACUACCAGUUUUGUACGUAAUGGACUUUAACCUGGGUUUCUGUCUCUCCCCCACACAGUCCCUUCAGUCUGAAUAUGUUCAUUACUAAGGCCCCGCCACUCCAGUGAAAGCACUCCACUCUUAGACACAAGGUCUUCGUCUGCCUGAGCAAUGUAGCGAGAGAGCAGCUGAUUGCCGGAGGAGUCUUUCUGCCUUCUUACCUUAAAUUAAGGAAAGCACUAACAUAAGACCUUCAAGAGACUUGAAACCAGAAAACUCUGGCUAAUGACUACUCUAAAUGCACUGAAAGUGGGUUUAUGGAGCUGUUAACACUUUUUAAGACAGUUUUAAUGUUGAAUUUGGUAUCUCGAAAGGUUAUUUUUAAUGUAUUUCGGUAAUACAUUUGUUAUUACAUUUACAUGUACAGUGUUACAUUAUGUAUGUAUUGUGAACUUUAAGAGACUAUUUUGAUAAAUUUAUAAAUAUAUAAAAUUAUGUAAAAACUAGACUAUAUUUUGACUUAGAUUUUUCUUGCUGUUUGCUACCAAAAAUUUGUAUUUUGAAUUUGUUUGGUAUGGUUUUGUCUACAAUGAAUACAUAAUUCCUCUUUAUGAAGAAAAAAUAAGGGAGAGAGUUUUUAGAAAGUGAUUUUUAUGUUCCCACUGUGAACGUGGCACAUCAGUUCAUUCUUUUGGGAAGUCAGUCGAAUAUGAUGAGUUUAUCCAAGCUGAUCUCUGGUGAGAGGAGGAUGAUCGGUUGAUAUGGCUUCUUUAGGCCAUUUCCUUUCCCUUUGUUUUUGUUGCCAGCCAUUUCAUUUUGCAUCCUUGUGGGGCUUUAACACAAUUCAACAUCCAGUUGGAGAUCAGAAUUCGCUAAUGUUUCUCCUGAAAACACAGCUUUUCUCUGUGUGAAAUGAUUCAACAUUCCAAAUGCCUUUAUUUCUUUCCUCCUCUCACAAGAGCCCUGGCCCCAGUUAGGACAUUCUGCGUUUGGUACGAGGUUGUCGGCUGUAACCACACAUGGUCCAGCACCUGUUUUAAAUCAAUGAAGAGAGAAAACUGAAAAAAAAAAAAAAAAAGAUGCUGCUAAGUAGGUCUCUGUAUCAAAGGAGAUAUGUUUGAAACAGAUGACAAACACCUAACACACAAGCUAGGGUAUCAGAAGCCCGACAUGAAAACCAAGGGACUCCUUACAGGUACUCACGGCCCAUUUACUAAGUGUAAUCUUGUGUUUCGGCCUCAGAAGCCUGGAGGCUUCGUUUCUCUGGGCAGUUGGGGAGCCUUUGAUGCUGAUUGUUUUCCAUGCUGCCUUAGAACGGACUCCUCACACAGUUAAAUGGAUCCAUAUGAAGUGCUCUGCUCGCCACCACUGAGUUCUUUAUAAUCUAUUUAUUAGGAGGGGGUAACAUGAGGCUGUUACACAUGCUUCAGCAAAACAGCGCGUUGGUGUUUUCCAUUUUAAAAAGUCAUUUGAAUUACUGGCUCAGGUUCAUGACUUAAACUUCAGUAACCGCAGUACCAAAUAAUUGCACUAAAGCUGACGGGAAAAAAUGAAUUGUAUGUUUUAGGAGUCAAAAAUUAAAAUAAGUGGAAUUAAAUUGUAUGCCUUUUCUAAAGCCAAAAGAGUAAAAUAUUUUAUUAUGAGUUGUGAAAAAAAAAAAGAUUGGUUAGUUGUAUAGGAAGAUGAUAGUAUUUUUAAAAUUUAUCAGUGAAAAGUAAUUCAGACGAUGUUCGAGAAGUGGGGAAAAGGGAACCAUGUUGACAGUUUUAGUUCUGUGAACACUAAUUUGUGUGCAGCUAUUAAAAUGAUUGUAAAAUUGACUACUAUAAAUUUUCCAUAAUUAUGUGUGUAUAUUAGUCAUGUGUAUCUACAUGUGUAUGUCUUAAAAUUAUUUGUACACAUGUAGAUACUUAGACAAACCAAGAAGUGUAUGUAUAUAAUAUAGAAAGUAUAUAGCAAAGUAAUUCUACUCCAAAAAUAAAAAUUGUUGACAUGUAUUUUGUUAUGAAUAGUUUACCUUCCAAAAGAUAUUUUGUUCUAUUUUAAAGUGUAGAAGAAUACACUGCUAAUUAAUAAUAAAAGUUUUAUGCAAUUUAUGUUUUCCCUGACUUUUAUAAUUUGGAUUUUGAGUUAUCAAUGUACUGAAGUCUCUUUGUAAUUUUCUAUUUGAUCCGAUCUGGUUGGUGCCUUUCAAGUGUCUCAAGCUCUCCAUUCUGGAUUUUUAGUUUAUCUUUUAUUGACUUUCCAGGUUGUGGCCAUUUUUUGAAGUAUAUGACAAUGAGCACAAAGAAAUCUUAUCCUUUGCCUUUCACAAAAGUCAGAUAAUGUCAGGCUCUUGCUGUCUUUCUAAUUUUCCUUUCUGUUAAUAAAACACUGAUUGUGAUCAGA